GAAUUGCAAGGCCCCACUUUUUGCAAAUAUUGGAAGGCAAAGACAGCCAGAGCAUGAUAUCUCCAGUUUGCGAUUAACACCGGGACCCGCGACACCGGUAAAAUCGCCGUCGUUACACCCUCAUUUAACUUAACACUUAAAUUUCUGCCUGAAGCUCAUCAAUCUAAAAAUCUUUUGCAACACAAUCCUUUCAAAAUUUUGUGUCUAAAACUCCUAUUAAAAUAUUUUCUCUUUAAAUGUGCAGCUGAUUAAUGCAAUAAAAACUUUUUUUCAUUUUUUUUUGGGAGUAAUUUUGUAUUAUUUUUAAUAAGAAUUUUGCAAUUUUUGGUGAGAGAAAUUUCAACAUCGUGACGACGGUGGUUUUGAGGAUGGACAAUUAAAGCAUAUGUCAUUGACCUAGUGGCAAAAAUAUCAUUUUAUGAUUUAAAAAUGAAUUUCAGUGGAAGUCUAGCAACUAGUGAAAUGUCAAAUAUUUACAACAACUCUGUGGUGCGUUUCUGGCAUCAUGUAUUCCAUGAGCUAGCAGAUCCAAGAACAAGAGAUUGGUUUUUAAUGUCUUCUCCUGUUCCUGGAGCCAGUAUUAUGUUUGGUUACUUAUAUUUUGUUCUUUCUUGGGGUCCUCGACACAUGGAACAUCGCAAGCCUUAUAAAUUAAAAAACAUCCUUGUUUUUUAUAACUUUCUACAAGUUAUGCUCAGUAUAUGGCUUUUUUGGGAAGGCCUUGAUGCUGCUUGGUUAAGAAAAUACAGCUGGAGGUGUGAACCUGUUGAUUACUCAAAUUCUCCUGAAGCAUUGAGGGUUGCAAGAGGAGUCUACAUGUAUUUUCUAGCGAAAAUUUCUGAACUUCUUGAUACAGUUUUCUUUGUAUUAAGGAAGAAAGAGAAACAAGUAACUUUCCUACAUAUGUAUCAUCAUACAGUGAUGCCAUUAAUAUCGUGGGGAGCUACCAAGUAUUAUCCUGGAGGGCAUGGAACAUUUAUUGGAGUAAUCAACAGUUUUGUACACAUCAUCAUGUAUACUUACUAUUUGCUGGCUGCAGUAUUUCCUGAUUACCAACAAUACUUCUGGUGGAAGAGAUAUAUUACUACUUUACAAAUGGGUCAAUUUUGCUUAGCUUUCCUGCACAGCUUCCAGUUACUUUUCUACGACUGUGCUUAUCCUCGAUGGUCUUUAAUUCUUAUUCUACCUAAUGCCAUGUUCUUCUAUUUCCUCUUUGCUGAUUUUUACAAAAAGGCUUAUGUGCCAGAUAUAGCAAAGACAAAGAAGAAUGAUGACCUGCAAAUAAAUGGCAAUGGAAAUGUGAUGAAGUACAACAAGAAUAAUGAUAAAUCUUGCUCAGAAAAAGUUACCAAUGGUAACAUAUAUAAUAGUAAAGUUAAACGAGCGUGAUAAUUCUAGGAAAUUGAAGUGAAGGAAUUAACUCAUUAUGCGUCGAUGUAAAAUAGUUACAUGCUAACGAUUCUCUUUAUUUUUUGGUUAAUAAAUAGAAAAUAUAAUAAAUAAAUAAAGACAAUUGAAGAAUAGAAGAAAUAAAGUAAUAUACACAGUUAGAAAUGAUUAUAAUAAUUAUAUAUUUAAUCAAAAAAAAAGAAUAUUAAUAAAACUAAAUAAUAAAAUGGCGUAUAUAACAAAAAAAUUGUAACUAAAAUAAACAUCGACAAAAUUUUAAAUACGGACACGAAUAUAGAGACGUGCCAAACUUUUGCUCAGUAAAGUCUGUUGACUAACAAUCAUAUUGCUUCCACGUGUCCGUUCAAUCGGAUGACUUUAGAAAUAGUUACCAUAGUUUAAUAAUUUAAGCCUUAGUUAGAUAUGAUAUGGAUCAAAUAAAAUUGGCUUCAAAAUAAAAUAAGGAACUAAUUAAUAAUCAAAUAACUAAUAGAAACGGAAAUUAAUAUGUCUAAAGCAAAAAAUAUACCACUAACUAAUAAUUUUCAAUCAUUCAUCUGCACUAGAUGAUUUAGUUGCCCACACUUGAUGUGCAAGGGCCCAAAGAUCAUGGCUUUAAGCUCGGCGAGGAUUAACAUAUUCUAAUUCUUGUCGAAUUAUGAAUGAGAUAUGACAUACAAGUAAUUUUUCACAAUAAAAAUCCUCCAAAAA
This is a messenger RNA of Chelonus insularis, 2100 nucleotides long. It is a transcript of the gene sit, whose product is annotated as stuck in traffic. Gene Ontology annotation, cellular component: endoplasmic reticulum membrane. Gene Ontology annotation, biological process: fatty acid elongation, monounsaturated fatty acid; very long-chain fatty acid biosynthetic process; fatty acid elongation, polyunsaturated fatty acid. Gene Ontology annotation, molecular function: fatty acid elongase activity. Lineage: Eukaryota; Metazoa; Arthropoda; Insecta; Hymenoptera; Braconidae. Bases 430 to 1389 code for a protein of 319 amino acids. The transcript has 6 exons. The record is from RefSeq and is a predicted model, not a curated record.